GCUGUCUGAUUUUAAUCAUCUGCAUGUCAAUCACCUUAGCUGUUUACCUUGUAUUGAAUUUACAGCCAUUGAAUUUAUGCUACCAGUUGCCUUCAAAUUACUCCAACCAUGGCCUCACAAUUAAAAAAGAUUCCAGAUUCCUUACCACCACGACCAAAACCAAAUCAUGAAAAUCCAUACAGUAUUCCUUUCAAAGCGCAAGGACUACCACCUCAAGCUGCAGACAUGCUAUUUGCAAUGGAUCAAGGUCUAUAUUACUUAGCUUUAAGUAUUUUGAGAAUUGAUGGUCGAGGUAUUGAAUUCGAUAGGAGUGUCUUUAAAGAAUCGCGUUCACCCAUCGAAAACAUUGUCAACGUUCUAUUAUCUAUAUCGAAAGAGACCCUACGCCAUGCGAUCACUGGAAAGCUGCACAACUUCAUCGUCCAUUCCACUGCGGACUCAAAAUUACCUCGAAAUCAUCGAAUUCCUCUACCUGGUCCCGAAAAGUCACAAGAUCGACCAGUUGUUUAUUCAUUGGUACAUUCUGAUCAUCGAGGGAAUGCACCAACCAAGCUUGAAUACCUUGAAAUUCUGAAUACUAUGGAGAUUUAUAAUACGACAUAUUAUCGAGAGGACCAAUGGAUAGACGCCGACAAGUCAGCGCGUGAAAUCGAUUCCGUGAAUCCGAUGAUUGAGGAUAAAGAUUGGAAUGGCAAGAAUCGAGAUAAAACAAUGUUGAAGUGGAACAAUGCUGUACACCCAAGACGAUACAUCACUUCCACAAAUCGAGGACUCAUUACCAGGUUCAUUUCUAAAUUGCGAGAAAGAUUAGAGUCCAUUGAAGAUAUCGAGGAAGAUGAACCAUUGAAGUGGUCAUUGACUUAUACAGGUUGGACUCAACAAGAAGCUAGAAGAGCUUAUGAGCAUGGUAGACAUUAUGGUGGAAGUACCAUAGCAUACCUUCUGGAAGCUAUAAUGUGGUAUAAGUAUCCACGUAAGAGAUAUCUACUACGAAGUCUUACCAUAGCCAAUGUUGCGGACGUUGAAUCAAUUCGAUUUGCGGAGCAUGUCAUAUCAAUAUUGACAGGCUCAUAUUUUUCUUGUGGAGGUCUAUGUGGUACGAUUGGUGGGGAUAGAGCUAGUGAAACAAGAGCCAAUAACAAUUGUACAGAAGAGACAUGGAAGAACGGUACUAGAGGUCUACUCAAACAAAAUGUUUACGGACCAAAUAGAGAGGAGUUGGAGAGAGAUUUGUUGGAGAGAGAGCUUUUGGAGAUGUAUAAUGAAGAAGGCUCGGAAUUUCGAAUGGUGAAGGAACAAGAAGAAUUACUUGACCAGAGUAAAAAGGAUUUGCAAGAUUCUUGUGAAAUUGCACACGAAGCAAUAAACUUGUUGGCUACCAACAGAAUUACGCAAAUGGAAAAAUAUCUAGAUGUGAAUGAGGUCUUGACGGAGAUAGGUGCAUUAAAAGGACUUAAAGAGAGGACAAAUGCAUUAUUAGGGUUUGGGAAAACGUCGAAGAAUAACUGAAUGUUAUCAAUCCUUUUAAGAUUCAAUCUCUAGUUGAAUGUAUUUUGCUCUAAGCUUGCAGUUCAACUAUUUAAUAUCAAAAAUUUGAGCA
Botrytis cinerea B05.10 is the source of this 1600-nucleotide messenger RNA. RefSeq lists its product as hypothetical. The transcript is spliced from 3 exons. The coding region runs from base 109 to 1509 and encodes 466 amino acids. NCBI's taxonomy places the organism in Eukaryota, Fungi, Ascomycota, Leotiomycetes, Helotiales, Sclerotiniaceae. The record is from RefSeq and is a predicted model, not a curated record.